AUGGCUCUCAUGGUCCACCUGAAAACCGUCACCGACCUCCGAGGGAAAGGCGACAGGAUAGCCAAAGUAACAUUUCGAGGGCUCGCGUUUUAUACAAGAGUGCUAGAAAACUGCGAAGAUGAAGCACAGUUUGAUGAGACUUUCCGAUGGCCUGUUGCCAGUAACAUUGAUGGAAAUGAGAUGCUGGAGAUUCAAGUUUACAACUACAGCAAAGUCUUUACAAAUAGGUUAAUUGGGACGUUCGGGAUGGUAUUACAGAAAGUAGUGGAAGAAGGACAGCUGGAAAUUUCAGACACAUUAACAGAUGACAACAACAGCUCCAUCAGGACCUGUGUUUCCAUUGGUAUAAAAUACCAGGCAAUAGGUGGUACUGUUGGAGCCUGGAAUGAAAGUGAAUUCUUAGAAAAUCCAAACCAAAGAGCAGAGCAUGAGACCCUUCACUUUGAGACAGACAGUUUACUGCCGGGGUCCCCCAGGUCUCGGCCCUCCAGAGGACGCCCACUAAGAACAACUGGCAAAGGAGUUUUCUCAGGGAUGAAGCUAGGAAAGACACGUCAUGGUAAAGAUGACCAUAAGAAGGAAAUUGUUUUGAUUCUUCCAGAUGAACCUGCUGUUCUGGAAACAGAAGACCUGGACAGAAAAGCUAUGCGGCUUGGUGGGGGCUUGGACCCUGACACCAUCUCACUGGCGUCUGUCACUGCAGUCACCACCAAUGUCUCAAACAAGAGGUCAAAGCCUGAUAUCAAAAUGGAGCCCAGCGCAGGCAGACCUCAGGAUUACCAAGUGAGUAUCACAAUCAUUGAAGCAAGACAGCUAGUGGGAUUGAACAUGGACCCAGUUGUUUGUGCUGAAAUUGGAGAUGACAAGAAAUAUACAAGUAUGAAGGAAUCAACCAACUGCCCCUACUACAAUGAGUACUUCGUCUUUGAUUUUCAUGUAUCUCCGGAUGUCAUGUUUGAUAAAAUAGUCAAGCUCUCGGUAAUCCAUUCCAAAAACCUCCUGCGUAGUGGGACAUUGGUGGGCAUGUUCAAGCUUGAUAUAGGAACUAUCUACUCACAGCCAGAACAUCAAUUCUACCACAAAUGGGCAAUAAUUUGCGACCCUGGUGACAUCACUGCCGGGGUGAAAGGUUACGUAAAGUGUGACAUAGCUGUUGUUGGGAAGGGAGAUAACAUCAAGACACCACACAAGUCUAAUGAGACCGAUGAGGAUGACAUAGAAGGGAACCUAUUGCUUCCUGAAGGAGUACCCUCAGAGAGGCAGUGGGCCCGAUAUUAUGUCAAGAUCUACAGAGCAGAGGGGCUUCCAAAGAUGAAUACCAGCAUAAUGGCUAAUAUGAAGAAGGCAUUCAUUGGAGAAAACAAAGAUUUAGUCGAUCCUUAUGUUCAAGUAUCAUUUGCAGGACAAAAGGGAAAAACCAGUGUCCAAAAAAGCACAUAUGAACCAACAUGGAAUGAGCAAAUUGUAUUUACUGAAAUGUUUCCACCACUCUGCACACGAAUAAAAAUCCAGAUCCGUGAUUCAGACAAAGUGAAUGAAGUUGCUAUAGGAACUCAUUUUGUUGACCUGAGAAAGAUUUCAAAUGAUGGAGAUAAAGGCUUUCUGCCCAGUUUUGGUCCUUCCUGGGUGAAUAUGUAUGGCUCCACUCGUAACUACACCUUAAUGGAUGAACAUCAGGAUUUAAAUGAGGGACUUGGUGAGGGUGUUUCCUUCAGAGCCCGAUUACUUAUUAAUAUUGGUAUGGAAAUCUUAGACACAGCCUCAACAGAGAUAAUGAGCUCCACUGAUGUUCAAGUGGAGUCAAUACAACAGAUAUCAGAUCUUUCUACAGGAAAAUUGGAAGAAUUCUUUCUCUUUGGUGCUUUCUUGGAAGCAACAAUGCUUGACAGGAGAAUUGGAGAUAAACCAGUCAAUUUUGAAGUUACAAUAGGUAACUAUGGGAACCAAAUUGAUGGAGUAAGCAAGCCAGCUGUUCGCAAGAAAAGAGGUGGAGGGGAUGGUGAUGAGGAGGAGUCAGAGCUUCUUCAGAACUCAAGUGAAGAUGAAGCAGACGAUGAUGGAGACCUUGUGCCUGUCUCCUGCACUCCAGCAAUGAAACCAGUUGUAACUGACAGAAACUACUUCCACUUGCCAUACUUUGAAAAGAAACCUUGUAUAUAUAUCAAAAGCUGGUGGCAAGACCAACGAAGACGUCUCUACAAUGCAAACAUCAUGGACAAGAUUGCCGAUAAGCUGGAGGAAGGCCUGAAUGAUGUUCAGGAGAUCCUGAAGACAGAAAAGCCACAUCCAGAGCGACGGCUCCGAGGUGUCUUGGAGGAGUUGAGCAGUGGAUGCAACCGGUUUGUGUCACUGGCAAAUAAAGAUGAAAAUGCACCAGGGAGGACUAAACUGGACAGGGAGAGGCUUAAGUCCUGCAUAAGAGAACUGGAGAACAUGGCACAGCAAGCGAAGACAAUGAGGACUCAGGUGAAGAAAAACACACUAAAGGACAAACUGAAACAGGUUCACGUCUUCCUGCAUAAACUCCGCUUUAUGACUGAUGAGCCUCAGCACAGUAUCCCCGAAAUUUUCAUCUGGAUGUUGAGCAACAACAAGAGGAUUGCAUACGCUCGAAUUCAAUGCAAAGAUAUUCUCUACUCAAUAGUGGAUGAAGAAACAGGCAAAGAUUGUGGCAAAGUUAAGACUGUCUUUCUAAAGCUCCCUGGAAAACGAGGCUUUGGAACCGCAGGUUGGACAGUUCAAUCUAAAAUAGAGGUUUACUUUUGGUUGGGGUUAAGUAAGCAACGGAAGGAUUUCCUGUGCGGCCUGCCCAGUGGAUAUGAAGAGAACAAAGCAGUAAAGGGUCAGGGAUUGCAAUCCUUCCCUCCUAUAAGUCUGACCUACAUCAAGAAGCAGCUUUUCCAGCUAAGAGUUCACAUGUACCAAGCACGUAGCCUGUGCGCUGCAGACAGCAGCGGCCUCUCGGACCCAUUCGCCCGUGUCUUCUUCUCCACACAAAGUCAAUGCACUGAGGUUUUACAGGAGACUCUAUGUCCUACCUGGGACCAGUUGCUGGUGUUUAAUAACAUCGAGCUAUAUGGUGAAGCACAGGAACUUAGAGAUGACCCUCCCAUCGUGGUCAUUGAAAUUUAUGACCAGGAUACUGUGGGAAAAGCAGAGUACAUUGGCCGAACGUUUUCAAAGCCCGUGGUGAAGAUGGCAGAGGAAGAGUAUGGCCCUCCUCGCUUUCCUCCACAACUCGAGUAUUAUCAGAUCUACCGGGGGAAUACGACUGCUGGAGACUUGCUGGCUGCUUUUGAGCUCCUUCAGAUUCCUCCCUCAGGAAAGCACAAUCUGCCUCCAAUUGAUGGCCCAACAGAUUCUGAACGUGGUCCAAUUCUCCCUGUUCCUAAAGGAAUCCGGCCUGUGUUGAGCAAGUACAGGAUUGAGAUUCUCUUUUGGGGUCUCAGGGAUCUCAAGCGUGUGAAUCUAGCACAGGUUGAUAGACCGCGAGUUGACAUCGAAUGUGCUGGAAAGGGUGUGCAGUCUGCGGUCAUUCAGAGCUACAAGAAAAAUCCAAAUUUCAGCACUUUGGUCAAGUAUUUUGAAGUGGAUCUACCAGAGAAUGAACUUCUUCACCCUCCUCUUAAUAUUCGUGUGGUGGACUGCCGAGCUUUUGGCAGAUACACACUGGUUGGUUCACAUGCUGUCGGAUCCCUGAGGAAGUUCAUCUACAGGCCACCAGACAAUAAAGUUCAGAAGUGGAUAAAUGCAGCUAAACUAAUGAAUGGAUACCAGGCAUUGGCAAAUGGAGGCCCAUUCUUUCGCCCUGCAGGUGAUGUCAACAUUAACAUGGAAACAGAGAUUCCAGUGAAGAAAAUUGAGACUGUGGUGAAGCUGGAUGCUAACUCCGAUGCUGUUGUUAAGGUUGAUGUGAAUGAGGAUGAGAAAGUGAAAAAGAAGAAGAAAAAGAAGGGGGAGGAAAUAGAAGAGGAGGAGCCUGACGAAAGCAUGCUGGACUGGUGGUCAAAGUACUUCGCCUCCAUUGAAACUCUCAUGGAGCGUCUCCGACAGCAGGAAGCAGCUGCAGCUGAGGCAGAGGAGAAGGAGGACAUGGAAAUAGCAGCGGAGGGCACAAAGCUGUCCAAGAGUAAAGACAAGGCCAAAGCACACGAGAAAGAGAAGAAGAAAAAGCAGCUUGAAGUGGUUGAAAAGAAGGAGAAGGUGAAAAUUGAUGAACUACAGGUUUAUGACAAGGAAUUAGAAGCUGAGUUUGGAAACUUUGAAGACUGGCUCCACACUUUUAAUCUUUAUCGAGGCAAAAUUGGAGAUGAUGAUGACAGCUCUGCAGAUGAAGAAAGAAUUGCUGGGAGAUUUAAAGGCUCCAUCUGUGUGUACAAAGUACCUCUACCAGAUGAUGUCGCUCGAGAAGCAGGUUAUGAACCUACAUUUGGAAUGUUCCAAGGAAUUCCAAACAAUGAUCUUGUCAAUGUUUUAGUCAGAGUGUAUGUAGUAAGGGCCACAGAGCUGCAUCCAGCUGACAUCAAUGGCAAAGCGGAUCCAUACAUUGUCAUUAAACUAGGCAAGACAGAAAUCAGAGACAAGGAGAACUACAUCUCCAAACAACUCAAUCCUGUCUUUGGCAAGUCUUUCGAUAUUGAAGUCACGUUUCCAAUGGAGUCUAUGCUGACAGUGGCUAUAUUUGACUGGGAUUUAGUGGGGACAGAUGAUCUAAUUGGAGAAACCAAACUAGAUUUAGAAAACCGCUACUACAGCAAACACAGAGCAACGUGUGGCAUUGCACAGCAAUAUUCUCUCCAUGGAUACAACAUGUGGAGAGAUCCCGUGAAACCUACACAGAUGCUGACCAAACUUUGUAAAGAAGGGAAAGUAGAUGGACCUCACUUCGGACCAGGAGGAAGAGUGAAGGUUGCCAACAGAGUCUUUACAGGGCCCACGGAGAUCGAGGAUGAAAAUGGCAUAAAGAAAGAGACCGACGAGCAUUUAUCCCUAAUUGUUCUACACCACUGGGGGGAUGUGCCGCGAGCUGGCUGCAAGUUGGUUCCGGAACAUGUGGAAACCAGGCCUCUGCUAAACCCCGAGAAACCAGGCAUUGAGCAGGGUCGCAUUGAAUUGUUCGUUGACAUGUUUCCAAAGGACAUGCCUGCGCCAGGAGCACCAAUUGACAUAUCUCCACGGAAACCAAAGAAAUAUGAGCUUAGAGUGAUAGUUUGGAAUACAGAUGAGGUUAUCUUGGAAGACGAUGAUUACUUCACUGGAGAGAAAUCUAGUGACAUUUUUGUCAGGGGCUGGCUGAAAGGGCAACAGGAGGACAAGCAGGACACUGAUGUACAUUAUCACUCACUGACUGGUGAAGGCAAUUUCAACUGGCGGUUUAUCUUCCCCUUUGAUUAUUUGAUGGCUGAGGAGAAGAUUGUCAUCUCCAAGAAGGAGUCCAUGUUUUCCUGGGAUGAAACAGAGUACAAGAUCCCAGCUCGUCUAACUCUGCAAGUGUGGGAUGCUGACCACUUCUCAGCUGAUGAUUUCCUUGGUGCGAUUGAAUUGGAUCUGAACAGGUUCACACGUGGAGCGAAAACGGCCAAGCUAUGCACAAUUGAAAUGGCUACGGACGAAGCUGCUUUCCCCACAGUAUCUAUUUUUAAACAGAAGAGGGUGAAGGGCUGGUGGCCCUUUGUAGCCAGAAAUGAAAACGAUGAAAUGGAGCUUACAGGUAAAGUGGAGGCUGAGCUGCACCUGCUGACAGCAGAAGAAGCUGAGAAGAGCCCUGCAGGCCUGGCUCGUAAUGAGCCCGAACCACUGGAGAAGCCAAAUCGGCCAGACACCUCUUUUAUCUGGUUCCUCAAUCCACUCAAAUCCAUCAAAUACCUCAUCUGCAACAGAUAUAAGUGGCUUAUUGUGAAGAUUGUGCUGGCUUUGUUGCUGUUGAUCAUGAUAGGCCUUUUCCUUUACAGCAUGCCUGGUUAUAUGGUAAAGAAACUACUUGGUGCAUGA
Molecule: messenger RNA, 5991 nt
Organism: Carcharodon carcharias (great white shark)
Lineage: Eukaryota; Metazoa; Chordata; Chondrichthyes; Lamniformes; Lamnidae
Gene: otofa
Product: otoferlin a
Exons: 47
Coding region: 1-5991 (1996 amino acids)
Biological process (GO): synaptic vesicle priming; plasma membrane organization
Cellular component (GO): presynaptic active zone membrane; synaptic vesicle membrane
Molecular function (GO): calcium ion binding; AP-2 adaptor complex binding
Source: RefSeq, a predicted model, not a curated record